CGGUGAGUGACCCUAACAUUUUCCCUUCGCCGCACCAUGGUGACGGGGUUCUCUCUCCGCCCGGUUACAUCCUCCAUUUCUCACUUUCCUCCAAAACAUAGGGUUAGGUUUAGGGUUUCUGAGUCACUCUCUUUCCCAAUUCGGACACCGAGUCGACUCAGUUCCAAGCAAAUGAGCACCGAAUCUGCCGCAGACUCAAAUGCCAUCGUCUCCAGCGACGGAAAAGCGGCAAACCCCGAUAUUCUGGUGCAGUACGUAGUUCUCCGGCGAGACCUGAUCGAGAAGUGGCCGCUGGGGAGCAUCGUCACGCAGGGCUGCCAUGCUUCAGUGUGUGCGAUUUGGGCUUACAAAGACGAUCCCCACACGAUCGAGUACUGCAGCCCUGAAAAUAUUGAUUUAAUGCAUAAGGUAACCCUUGAAGUGAAGGGAGAAACCCAGAUGGAGAACCUGGUGGAGAAGCUGAGAGCAGGUGGCAUUGCUCACAAGCUGUGGAUUGAACAACCUGAGAACAUUCCCACUUGUCUUGCUACCAAGCCCUACCCCAAAUCCAUUGUAUCGCCAUUCUUCAGAAAGCUCAAGCUCUGCAAGUCAUGAAGUUGGUAACAUUUUUUCUGGUUCCUGCAAAUUGUGGAUGGAGUUGCAGGGGCUAGAGUGUUUCUUUUUUUAAUUCCCCAAUACUGAAGCUAGAUGAAGUAAAACAACUGAAAAUGCAGAGAUGCAAGAGUGGAGAUCUACCUCCUCAGAGGACAUUUAUGUUGUAGGAACGAACAUGUAACUCAUUUCGCUUCCCGCCCUUUUUUUUUGUUAAAUUUUGGUCUAAACUUGCAAUCCAUGGACUAGGAGAUAUCAAUUGUUUAGUAUAAUUAUUAUGUAUUUGGAUUGUUGAAAGGCAAAAUUUUACAGAUUGAAAUUGGGAGUUUAAUUGUAGAAGUUAAUGAAAACUCCUUUGUAAAA
Molecule: messenger RNA, 954 nt
Organism: Vitis riparia (riverbank grape)
Lineage: Eukaryota; Viridiplantae; Streptophyta; Magnoliopsida; Vitales; Vitaceae
Product: putative peptidyl-tRNA hydrolase PTRHD1
Exons: 2
Coding region: 37-594 (185 amino acids)
Molecular function (GO): peptidyl-tRNA hydrolase activity
Source: RefSeq, a predicted model, not a curated record